Messenger RNA from Hyaena hyaena (striped hyena), 805 nucleotides. RefSeq names its product armadillo like helical domain containing 2 (gene ARMH2). The record is from RefSeq and is a predicted model, not a curated record. NCBI's taxonomy places the organism in Eukaryota, Metazoa, Chordata, Mammalia, Carnivora, Hyaenidae. The transcript is spliced from 2 exons. Bases 48 to 743 code for a protein of 231 amino acids.
AGCCACAGCACAAGCGUAACUGGAGCACCGCAGGCCUUUCUCGCGCAAUGGCUAAGACACGAACUUCCUGUGCACGGUUUUGGACUCAGAUCUAUCACUAUUUUGUGAGGCUGUACCGGCGCCUCCAGAAGUUCUGGAAUGUCACUGUGAAGCACUUUUUCAUUAAGAAGAAGGAAGAAGAAGAAAUCCCUUCGGUUGACAGUAUUUUUCACAAAGAAAAAUUCGUGGUGCUCGGUCGAAUAUUGAAGAAUCAAUCUCUAGCCGUUGAGAAGAGGGCUCAGGCUGCAUAUAGAAUCGGACUGUUGGCCUUCACGGGAGGCCCCACUGCUGGGAAAUAUGCGGCAGAGCACAUGAAAGAAGUAGCCAACUUGUUGCAAAAUCACCAGAUGGCCCAGAAAGUAAAGAUCCUGCUGCUGCAGAGUGUAGCCUGCUGGUGCUACCUGGAUCCCGUGAGCCAGAAGAAAGCCAAGCAUUUCAAGUUUAUCCCGAUCCUCACGGAGAUCUUUGAGGACAAAGUCGAUUCUGGCAUCAGGAGUGAAACCAACAGGAGCCUCCUUGUUAAAUUCUGGGCUUGCUACGCGCUCUCCGUCAUGACGUGCAAUAACUUGUCCUGCACAAAGGAGCUGAGAGACUGCACUAAUCUGAAAUAUCAUUUGCAAAUACUGGCGAGUGAGAAUUGGUCUGGGUGGCCUGAGAAUUUUGCAGAGGUGCUGUAUUUCCUCAUCGGUUUUCACAGGAAUUAAUUUUUGUAAAGGAAGCUACAGUUGCAUUAGCUGGAAAACUGAAAUAAACAAUAACGAGUCGA